UUCUUGCUUCGGGGGCUUCUUUCUUGUGAUGAAACUGAGGAACCGUAUGAAUAUAUUUCAGUAAUUUUUUUUUUUCGAUAAAAUCUUUGAAAAUGUGUCUUGUAUCCCAAGCUACAUAGAUAUAGAAUCAGGGGCUUCGCAAUACGAUUCUCGCAAAGAUGAUAUCUCCAACGCAGAUCUCCGAAGGCCGAGGAUCUCAGAAUUCUGCUUCAUUCAGGGAAACUCCAUUGCAGAUUAUCCAUAUUAUUGGCAAUUUCAUGAGGAUCUGGUCAGUUUACUCCAUGUACCGAUUUUUGUCUCAGACUGGAGCAUCAGUUGUCCUGUUUAUUUUCAGUUGUCUGAUUCCAUCAUCAGUCAUAUUUUUAGCUUUGCAAAAGCCCUGGAAGGGCAGACCCCUCACUAAUGCACAGGUAGUACCUUCGAUAAUAAAUGGUGGCAUAACAGCUUUAUACUUCAUCUUGUGGGGCAAGGGCCUUAAAUCCUGUGGCCCAGUCAGAGCUAUUUUGGCUGAGUAUUCUGGUGCUGUUCUUGGAGUCUUAUCAGCACUUUUGUAUGGUUGGAAGGGCCAUAUCUGGAAAAAGGUGGGCGGGCUCAUUGCGAUGCUUACAUCUUUCUACUUCUUAUCUCUAGGGUGGGCUACAGCCACAUCUUCUCCAUUUUCAUUUAAAGAUAUCCUUGAUACUGAGAAUCGGACAGAACGAGUUUUGGGGAUGAAGGAAAUGGCAAUCCCUAUCUUUGCUGGAAUUUUGUCUGCAUUGAGAAGGGUGAUUGCACGGCGUGUUUCACUCAAGAACCAACUCAAAAGGCGGCUUCAUGCAAUAACAACUGCUUCUGCUACAUGUUUUCUAUUUCCUGUGGCCAUGUGGGACAUGAUUAUAGGAACAUCAUCCGAAGGCAGCAGACAGUUACCAUUUUCUACUUGGGCGUAUUUGAGCACCAUUCUUUUUGGAAUUAUCUUGAUAUUCUAUGUUGACAGUAUCGCAGAGGAGAGGUUGCAUAUGGUUUUUUCUUCUCCAAGGCAUUUAAUGGUAGCUGGAGGAUGCAUCAUUGUCAUGGAGAUUGUGUACAAAAUGGAUUUUUCUCUACCAGGCUUUCUGAUUUGCUCCAUAAUUUUAGGCUUUGGGAUAUUUGAAGCCACUUCUUUGGAUCGUAAUAGGAAAGGUUCUCAAACUCCAGAUCUAUCAAAUGAAAUUUUAGGGGACCAAAUUCAGAUGCAUUCGCUUCCAACUUGAAAUAGGGACCAGGAAGAGGUGGGGGGAAGAAAAAGGGAUUUUCAGGCGUAGCAUUUUGAUUGGGUUAUCUAUACCACAAGCAGUUCUACUGUCAGCAUUUGUUGCAGAAGCACUGGUUCUGUUUAGUCCUAGUUAUAAUCAUAACCUUCCUCAAAAAUCAGCAGUAAGAAAACUGCAUAUCGUCCACUGCCUGCUGAGGACACUCCUAAGGAAGUUCCUGAUUUUUUCAGUGUAGGGACUCCCAGGUAGAUUAGUGAUGUUUGGAUGUUCAGACCUUGACAUGGCUCAGAAAUGGAGUGAAUCUUGAAACCAUGCAGUGUUGUUCCCAUGGAGUGGAUGGCUACCUGCUUAGACUGUUUUACUAUAGAACUGACCAGUGUCAAGGGUUUAAGAGGUAAAUUCCGGUGGAUUAAUCUCUAAUUAACUGAUAGGUGAAGACUUGGUGAAUGUUUUGGACUAUUAAUCACCAAAUCCAUAUUCCUUUUUAACUUAUCUCUGGACCCUCAGUGAUGCAAUGUGUUUGCCCUUUUAGUGAAGUUUUCUCAUUCUGUUGGGUUAAAAAUUCAUUAAUUUGUCCUUGGUGUAUUUAUUUUGUCAUUACAGAGAAAACUUAACCGAGAAUGUGUAGGAAUGAGGCCCAUGAUUCCAUA
Messenger RNA from Vitis vinifera (wine grape), 1882 nucleotides. RefSeq lists its product as uncharacterized. Bases 159 to 1232 code for a protein of 357 amino acids. NCBI's taxonomy places the organism in Eukaryota, Viridiplantae, Streptophyta, Magnoliopsida, Vitales, Vitaceae. The record is from RefSeq and is a predicted model, not a curated record. The transcript is spliced from 12 exons.